Molecule: messenger RNA, 2455 nt
Organism: Rhodamnia argentea
Lineage: Eukaryota; Viridiplantae; Streptophyta; Magnoliopsida; Myrtales; Myrtaceae
Product: BTB/POZ domain-containing protein At5g60050
Exons: 2
Coding region: 517-2115 (532 amino acids)
Molecular function (GO): protein binding
Source: RefSeq, a predicted model, not a curated record
AGUCAAAUUUCCGGAGUUGAGAUUUCGUUGAAUCAUGAAAAACGGUUUGGUUAAAUUCAGCUCGAUGGUUUGUUUUUUUAGCGCCCGCUUUUUUUUUUUGGCUCACACCUUAGCUGAAGUCCGAAACCCACGCGCAACGCACGUGUCAGCAAUCAUAUCUCUCUCCUCCUUUCCACUGGUGUCUACUGCUUCGUUUCGGAUCCAAGAACUCUCUCUUUCUCUCUCGAUUCUCCCUCUCUCUCCCCCUCCCUCUGCCAUUGUUACAUUUCAAUUUUCAGUUCCACUGUCUCUCUCCACUGCCCACGAGAGAAGAGAAAAGGUAAAGAAUACUGUCUAUCCAUCACCGAGUUUCUUGCUUUUUUGCGAAACAACGGAGCGACUUUCCUGAACUCAUCUUCCUCUUACUCUACUCGGUCAAUUCUUGAUUGGAUCGGUCCUACUGAUUCUUCAUCUUCCUUCUCUCUCCAAGAAAGUCUCAGCGCCCCUCUCUGUUUCUUUCUCUGUCUGGCGUUUUCAAUGGCAGCAGAGGAUGUGGUGAGAUCAAGAGAGGUCUCUGCAAUGAUAAAGCAAGGUUUCAUCCCCAGCCAGGCUCUCUCGUUCUCCCCUUCAAGGGCCACGGCCAGUGCUUCUUCUCUCGCAAGAGGAGCCUUUUACUCUCCCUCCUCUUCUCCUUCCAAGACCCUCUCUUCCCCUUCGCCCCCGCACUUCUCCUCCUCCGAGACGGCUCAACAGGUCCUAACUCGCCCGACUCUCUUCGACAUGAUGUCCCAAGAGCAGCACCGCCUAGAGUCCUCCAAUGCCCUCAAGUCCAGACUAUCAAAAAUCCUAUCCAAUGCGCCGUUUGUCAAUAACAUUGUGGCAAACAGUGUCGAUUGUGAUGGCGAUUUGAGGUUUGGAUCGGGUGAUGUGAGGCUCACGGUUGUCUCCCGGGACGGGUUUAGGGUUUCCAUGGACGUGCACAGGCGGGUUUUGUCGGAGAAGAGCCGAUACUUCGCCGAGAAGUUGAGGCGGGACGGAGGGAUUUCGCAUUCGGUGGACAUUGAGAUUAGUGAAUGUGAUGAUCUUGAGGCGUAUGUGGAGACAGUGGUUCUGAUGUACUCGGAGGAUUUGAAGAAGAGAUUGAUUGGGGAGGGUGUUGAUAAAGUUUUGGGUUUGCUCAAGGUAUCUUCUGCUAUUAUGUUUGACAUCGGGAUAAGUGCGUGCUUGGAGUAUUUGGAAGCUGUUCCAUGGUCCAAUGAUGAAGAAGAGAGAGUUAUAUCUCAUCUGAGGCAACUUCAGCUUCACGACUCAGCGGCUGAAGUUCUGCAGAGAGUGUCAGCUGAGCCAUCCACAUCUUCAGGAGCUGAUGAUAUCUUGUUAAGACUGUUGAGUGGGGUUUUACAGGCUAAGGAUGAUAAAGCUCGCCGAGAAAUGAAGAGCAUAAUUUCGCGGUUGCUGAGGGAAGAGGCAUCUGAUUGCAUCAGGGGUCUUGAUGUCUCUCGAGACAGUCUUUAUCAUCUUUGCCAUCGAUGUCUUAGUUCUCUUAUUCUAUGCCUAUCUGAAGCUGCAGGGCCUGAUGAAAACAGGCGAGAUAGAGGGACUUUGAUGGCAGAGAUAGCCCGGGAGGCUGACAAUAUGCAUUGGAUUGUUGAAAUUCUAAUUGACAAAAGUAUGGGAGAUGAGUUUGUGAAGUUAUGGGCAGAUCAGAAGGAACUUGCCAUUCUUCAUUCAAAAAUACCUACUGUCUAUCGACAUGAAAUUAGCCGAAUAACAGCACAACUUUGUGUUGCGAUGGGGAAAGGACUUAUCUUGGUGCCAAAGGACACUCGUCUUUCUUUGCUCUCUACGUGGCUUGAAGCCCUCUAUGAAGAUUUUGGAUGGAUGAGGAGGGCUUCAAGAUCAAUGGAUAAGAAGCUACUUGAAGAUGGUCUCGGGCAAACGAUUCUGACCCUUCCCUUGCCACAACAGCAAGCUAUUUUUCUCAAUUGGUUUGAUAGAUACUUAAACAAGGGAGAUGAUUGUCCCGAUAUUCAGAAGGCAUUUGAGAUUUGGUGGAGAAGAGCUUUCAUAAGGCAGCAUGGGCCUGAACUGAAUAAUUCUCAUUUGCAAAUUGCUGUAUGUGGAUACCCAAACUGAAUAAAGCCACAGGGAAUCAAUUGUACAUGCAAUUUUUUCAGUCCAUGUCUGUUUUGCCUAUAAUUUGAUUUAGAUGAGAUACAUAUGAUGCUGAGAAUAAUUUCACAUUAUUACCACAUCGGAAGUUGAAUUGGCAGACAUCUUUUAGAAGCAAGGACAGUGUUGUGCUGUAUUUACCUUGGCAUACUCCAUAGCAGAUGAGUAGGCUUGCCAGGUUUAUCAAAGUUCUAUAAUCCUCAAUCUGGGUUAGUGGCAACCUUGAUCUUUGGAGUUCACAAACAAUGUUCAUUUAGUCCACUUCUCUGAAUUCUCUCAGUCAGUCCUUAAAUUGUUGUCAUCA